Saccharomyces kudriavzevii IFO 1802 is the source of this 1416-nucleotide messenger RNA. RefSeq names its product Sar family guanine nucleotide exchange factor SEC12 (gene SEC12). Lineage: Eukaryota; Fungi; Ascomycota; Saccharomycetes; Saccharomycetales; Saccharomycetaceae. Gene Ontology annotation, cellular component: endoplasmic reticulum membrane. The transcript has a single exon. The record is from RefSeq and is a predicted model, not a curated record. The coding region runs from base 1 to 1416 and encodes 471 amino acids. Gene Ontology annotation, biological process: protein secretion. Gene Ontology annotation, molecular function: guanyl-nucleotide exchange factor activity; protein binding; GTPase activator activity.
AUGAAAUUUGUGACAGCUAGUUUUAACGUCGGGUAUCCUGCUUAUGGUGCCAAGUUUUUGAAUAAUGAUACGUUACUUGUGGCAGGCGGUGGAGGUGAAGGUAAUAAUGGUAUACCAAACAAGCUGACGACCUUGCGCGUGGAUCCCACUAAAGACAAUGAAAAGGAACAGUUUUGUGAGUUGAGCGAGUAUACCUUGGAAGAUAGUGACGACUCUCCUACGGCAAUUGAUGCUUCCAAGGGUAUCAUCCUGUUGGGGUGCAAUGAAAAUAGCAUUAGGAUAUCACAAGGUAAGGGUAAUAAACACUUGAGAAAAUUCGUAUAUGAUGGAGCGAACGACCCAUUAAAGUUUGUUACUAGCGUGGACUUUGAUAGAUCCACGAACGCUGAUGACUACACGAAGUUAAUAUAUAUUUCACGGGAAGGUACCGUGGCAGCCAUUGCAUCAUCCAAAGUACCUGCUAUAAUGAGAAUCAUUGAUCCGGUUGAUUUAACCGAAAAGUUCGAAAUUGAAACUAGAGGUGAAGUGAAAGAUUUGCAUUUCUCCACAGAUGGCAAAGUUGUUGCUUAUAUCACCGGUUCUAGUUUAGAAGUGAUAUCGACUGUUACUGGGAGUUGUAUCGCUAGGAAGACGGAUUUCGAUAAGAAUUGGAGUUUAUCCAAAAUAAACUUCAUAGCCGAUGAUACUGUAUUAAUUGCAGCCUCAUUGAAAAAGGGUAAAGGUAUCGUGUUGACCAAAAUAAGCAUCAAAUCAGGAAACACUUCUGUGCUGAAAUUCAAACAAGUCACAAACAAAUUCAAAGGCAUUACUUCCAUGGACGUUGAUGUGAAAGGCGAACUGGCAGUAUUAGCAAGUAACGACAAUUCGAUAGCUCUUGUGAAGCUAAAGGACUUGUCAAUUUCCAAAAUAUUCAAACAAGCUCAUAGUUUUGCCAUCACUGAAGUUGCAAUAUCUCCAGACUCUACAUAUGUGGCAAGUGUAUCUGCGGCCAACACCAUUCAUGUAAUAAAACUUCCAUUCAACUAUGUCAAUUAUACGUCAAUUAAGGAAAAAACCUUCAAAUUUUUCAACAACUUCAUCCUUAUCGUGUUGCUUUCUUAUAUUUUGCAAUUUUCUUAUAAGCACAAUUUGCAUUCUACACUGUUUGAUUAUGCAAAGAACAAUUUCAUAGUCAAGAGGGAUACCAUCUCUUCGCCCUAUGUCAUUAAUGAAGACCUGCAUCAGACUACUUUGUUUGGUAAUCACGCUACAAAAACGGCUGUGUCCCUCGCAGAUUCCAUAAGAGUGCAUGGCAUGCAUGAGACAGACCUUGCGAAUGCAAUCAAACACUCGGAUAUUGAAACUGAUAAUAUUGAUACGGAAGCAAUUGAGGUUGAAGUGACCAACGUAACUUUUGGGGGGAAAGAUAAUGCUUGA